AUGCCCUCUUUAGGCCUAGUUCAUGCGGACACCCUCGACAUCCGGCCACCGGACUUUGGACGAAAGAACACAGGAUGCGAGGUCCGCGAGGCUGUAGAGUCAAAGCCGAAGCCAUGUACGAAGCCUUCAAGACGGAGCCAAAACGCUACAGGCAACAAACUGCGCAAUGAACAAGGCGCUCAAGCUUUCCACUGCAGAGCCAAACACCCGACGAUGAUACUCGAGGUACCUCAGAUGCCCACCACUUCAGAGCAUGCCUCCAAACCAUACCUCCAGAGCAUACCUCGUGUUGCUCUUGCCGUAUUCCACAUCACCGUUUUCGCUUUGCUUUCUCUGCUCUGCCCAUCAUCAUCAUCAUCAUCACACCCGUCAUCGGCUUCGGCCCCUAGAAGAUGCACUAGCCAGCUGUUCGCUGACGGACGACGCCUUCCCGCCCAACCGGCAUCCAUCACACACGUUGCGAUGGUCCCGUCUGCGAACUAA
Colletotrichum aenigma is the source of this 483-nucleotide messenger RNA. RefSeq lists its product as uncharacterized. The coding region runs from base 1 to 483 and encodes 160 amino acids. The transcript has 4 exons. Lineage: Eukaryota; Fungi; Ascomycota; Sordariomycetes; Glomerellales; Glomerellaceae. The record is from RefSeq and is a predicted model, not a curated record.